Argentina anserina (silverweed cinquefoil) is the source of this 1285-nucleotide messenger RNA. Its product is annotated as serine carboxypeptidase-like 51. Gene Ontology annotation, biological process: proteolysis. Lineage: Eukaryota; Viridiplantae; Streptophyta; Magnoliopsida; Rosales; Rosaceae. The record is from RefSeq and is a predicted model, not a curated record. Gene Ontology annotation, molecular function: serine-type carboxypeptidase activity.
AGCCUGAAAGCUCUUUCUCCCUGUUCCUUUCUCUCCCAAUGGAAAAGCUCUCUAUACUCGUCCUUUUCUCUGUUCUUCUUUUGGUGCCAUCAGCAAUUGCUGCAGGAACCAAAGAUGGAUCAGAGGACUGGGGCUAUGUUCAAGUCAGACCCAAAGGACACAUGUUUUGGUGGCUUUAUAGAAGUCCUAACAGAGUUGAGGAUCCCUCAAAGCCAUGGCCAAUCAUUUUCUGGCUCCAAGGUGGACCUGGAGCUUCAGGAGUUGGGAUUGGGAACUUUGAAGAGGUUGGGCCAUUGGACACCAAUUUGAGGCCAAGGAAUUCAACAUGGUUGCACAAAGCUGAUCUUUUAUUUGUGGAUAACCCAGUUGGAACUGGGUUCAGUUUUGUGGAAGACAAAGCUCUGUUUGUGAAAAAUGAUGUCGAGGCAGCCACUGAUUUGACAACAUUACUCAAAGAGAUAUUCAACAAAAAUGAGAGCCUCCAAAAGAGUCCUCUGUUCAUUGUUGCAGAGUCUUAUGGAGGCAAAUUUGCAGUGACUCUUGGACUUUUAGCUCUAGAAGCCAUUGAACAAGGAGACCUAAAGCUUAGACUUGGAGAUUGUUACUUAACUUUAAUUAUUGAUUAAAUUUUCGGUAUAAUUAGAGACCAAGAUCCUUAAGAUCAUGAAACCAAAUUUAGUGUAGCAUUUGAGUUGGCCAUGUGCACCAAGCAUUUUCAUGUACCCCAUUUUUGGGUCAACAGCCAUAUAUGCUCUGGUUGGCGAUCCAAUUCAAGCAGAUAAAAUUCUGGUUAUUUACUUUAAAAAUUUUCAAAUGUAAGUACUGUUUGUAUUUUUUUAAUUGUUUAUUUGAGAAAUUAAGUUAAUCUUGGCUAGCUGGAAUUUUUAUAUAACCAAAAUGCAUGUAUUAAGAAAUGUUAUUUUUUUUUCUGUCGAAAUGUCAAUUGGGAAUGUCCUACUAAAUGAUUUCGUACGAAAAAAGAGGGUGAAGUAAGUUUGACUUGUACUUGAUCAGGAUUUUAAAGAGACUCAUAACAAUUUUAAAUGGAACACAUUAGAAUAUGCAUUGCCAAAUUUCCACCUUUGUUCUUGAUUUAAUGUACGUAUGAAAAGAAUAAAUGUUCAUAUGCAUGGUAAUAUUCGGCAAUAUCGCAUUGACUUCAAAAAAAAUGUAAAUGUGUUGUUUUUUAUUUUAUUUUGAUAAAGACCAUGUAAAUGUGUCGCGUUGCAAAGCUUGACGAUGACAAUUAUUUGAUAUCGAAAGUUUUUGUGAGAUAUACCGGGAA